UCACCCCUCGGUGUCCAGUUUCCAUAACACUCAAGUCAAAGCUUUCUACUGUGACCCAUUUGACCCGUCGCUCUCACACACACCGAGCUGAGUACAUCUCUUCACGCGCGCCAUCGGUAGCCCCCUUCAAAGCACGCGCCGGCGCCGCCCGCCUCCCGUGAUGAGGGUCCUCUGGCCCCAGCAGGUCUCGCUCGGGGGUGCACGCGACUGACAUGAGUUCAGGAGCCCGUGGGCUCUGAGACAAAAGUGGGGGAAUGAACAACACGCCGCCAGGAUUACGGUUGCUUUAUUCGGGACGACCAAGACGCCACGUGAAUGCUCUUCCAGAAGUAUUUGAAGUGCAGGCUCAGGCCUCCUACGGUGAUAGGCCAGUUCCACACCCUGUUCUUCGGCUCCGUGCGGAUGUUCUUCCUAGGGGUGCUGGGCUUUGCUGUGUACGGUAACGAGGCGCUCCACUUCAGCUGUGACCCCGACCGCAGAGAGCUCAACCUCUACUGCUACAACCAGUUCCGACCAAUCACGCCGCAGGUUUUCUGGGCACUACAGCUGGUGACGGUGCUGUUUCCCGGGGCCGUGUUCCACCUCUACGCCGCCUGCAAGACCAUCGACCAGGAGGAGAUUCUCCAGAGACCCGUCUACACCGUGUUCUACAUCAUCUCAGUGCUGCUGCGCAUCAUCCUGGAGGUCAUCGCCUUCUGGCUGCAGAGCCACCUCUUCGGCUUCCAGGUCCACCCUCUCUUCAUGUGUGACGCCAUUGCGCUGGAGCGCUCCUUCAACGUGACCAAGUGCAUGGUCCCGGAGCACUUUGAGAAGACCAUCUUCCUCAGCGCCAUGUACACCUUCACCGUCAUCACCAUCCUGCUCUGUGUGGCCGAGAUCUUCGAGAUCCUCUGCCGGAGGCUGGGGUACCUCAGCAACAAGUGACCAAGCCCUGAGCGGGACCAUCGAUGGCAACCACCGCACACCACGGCCCGUAACCGACACGCAUCCACACACAAAACAAAGACAUCCCGUUUGGGAAGGACUCCACACAAAUGUAGUCAGGAUAUUCACUCUUCUGGAUGGUGAGGACCUGCAAGACCUCGUCCGGAUACCACUAGGAUCCUGUGAGAGAGGAGACGCCUCACAAACCCAAUACCUUCUUCCCCUAGUGGCCAUAUUGGUGGGUUGGGUUGCGGCACAUUCUAGAAUGUUUCGGGAAACAAUGACGCAACUCAAUGGAAAUGCAUACUAAAUGCUACACAGGUGGCCAAAUGGAAUGCAGACCUCAAAUGUUUGUGUUGUAUUGUCAUGGUUUCCAAAGAUUCUGGAAGGUUGUCCACCUGACAUGGCUAUAUGAUCUAUGGGUGGAUACGCUCUAUUGGGUCCAUGGUAGACAUAAAAGGCCCACACACACACACACACACACACACACACACACACACACACACAC
Molecule: messenger RNA, 1432 nt
Organism: Gadus morhua (Atlantic cod)
Lineage: Eukaryota; Metazoa; Chordata; Actinopteri; Gadiformes; Gadidae
Gene: gje1a
Product: gap junction protein epsilon 1a
Exons: 5
Coding region: 316-924 (202 amino acids)
Biological process (GO): cell-cell signaling
Cellular component (GO): connexin complex
Molecular function (GO): gap junction channel activity
Source: RefSeq, a predicted model, not a curated record